Effrenium voratum is the source of this 1455-nucleotide messenger RNA. The record is from the annotation of a GenBank genome assembly. NCBI's taxonomy places the organism in Eukaryota, Dinophyceae, Suessiales, Symbiodiniaceae.
AUGGCGAGCCACCAGCCAGUUGCAGUUGACUCGGGCAGCGCCAAGGCAGCCUCAGACAAUCAACAAUGGUCUGAUGCCGCAGACACUAAGAAGCAGCCACCGGAGAGCUGGUGGAGCUGGUUGCUGCAGAUGGCGUGCCUGAACAUGGUCAUGGUCAUGUGGAACACUGACAACAUGGCCCUGCCAGCAGUGUACACAGAGAUUGCCAAGCACUUCAACCUCUCACCAUCUGAUCUCAGCAACCUGGGUCUCGUGCGGGGCAUCUUUGAAUCCGUCUUCGCCCUGCCCGCGGGGUUCCUUGCCGACCGCCUCCCACGGCCGCAGCUCAUCCUCGCUGGUAGCACGAUUUGGGCCGUGGGCCUCAUCGGCUGUGCCUUCUCACCGGAUUUGCUUUGUAUGACCAUCUUCCGGGCUGUGAAUGGCAUUGGCCUUGGAAUUGUCCAGCCUCUGCUCUUCAGCCUCGUCGCAGACAAGAGCGGCAUUUACGGACGGGGGAAGGCCUUUGGGUGCUUGAUCUUCACGGGCCAGCUGGGCCAGACUGCCUUCACCGCCUUUGCCACCACUGUGGCCAGCACACAGGUGGGCAGCAUCGCGGGCUGGCAAUUUGCGCUGCUUGUGAUUGCGAUCGUAAGCGCCUUUGUGGGUGUUGCAGUUGGCAUCUUUGUCGAGGAGACCAAGGAGAGAGACCAACGCACAAUGCUGGCGAUCAUCGUCCAAGAGACUCCAAAGCUCAGCAAGAUCUUUUGCCUCCCCACCUUCCUGGUGAUCAUCGGGCAGGGAGUCUUCGGCACUGCACCCUGGUUUGCGUUCAGCUACCUGACCAUGUGGCUAGAGCUGAACUGCUUUUCCAACCAGCAGGCUGCCACCAUCUAUGCCUUCUUCAAUAUUGGCACUGCCUUUUCCAGCAUCAUCGGGGGCUUUUUGCUGGACAUGGUCUUCAGGCGCUGCCCGGAUCAUGGGCCUCCGACGAUCUGCCAGUUCUCGGUGGGCGCGUCCAUUCCACUCUUCGCGUUCAUUCUGUUCGGGCUUGGUGAUAUGGAUAUCCACACCCCCGGGCUGUUUGGCUCCUACUGUGCGGCCUUCCUUGUCACCGGCAUCCUCAUCGCCUGGAACAUGGUGAUGAACAACAAGAUGUUCAGCGAUGUCGUCCCGAGAGAGAGCUACAGCUAUAUCUACGCGCUGGACCGGUGCAUUGAAGGCACCUUCGGUGCCUUCGGCCAGCCAGCAGUGGGGUGGCUCACGGACAAGAUCUUCGGCUUCGACUCGGAGAGCGCCAACCAGAAGGAGUGCUCGCCCCAGGACGCCCACAGCCUGGCCUCAGGUGUGUUUUGGGUCUCCCUGGUGUCAUUCGCCGUGUGCUUCUUGUUCUACUGCCUGGCGCACUGCACCUAUCCCAAGGAUCGUCGUGCAGUCGCCCUGGCUCAAGAGAAGCUGGAGAUGCAGGGUGUUAUGUAG